Molecule: messenger RNA, 2876 nt
Organism: Stereum hirsutum FP-91666 SS1
Lineage: Eukaryota; Fungi; Basidiomycota; Agaricomycetes; Russulales; Stereaceae
Product: glycogen synthase
Exons: 6
Coding region: 120-2384 (754 amino acids)
Biological process (GO): glycogen biosynthetic process
Cellular component (GO): cytoplasm
Molecular function (GO): alpha-1,4-glucan glucosyltransferase (UDP-glucose donor) activity
Source: RefSeq, a predicted model, not a curated record
GGAAUCGACCCCGCAUUCUUCCCUAAGUACUCUGCUUCGCCCUGCCACAUCCCGCCCUUGUCUCUCUCCCUUCCUGAUCAUCCACAACGGCGCCUACGACACCACCAACGGCGGAGACGAUGGCGACAUCCAUCUCAGAAGAAAAACGCGACGUUCGCAAUCCGAUUUUGUUCGAGUGCGCCUGGGAGGUCGCCAACAAGGUCGGCGGCAUCUACACCGUCAUCAAGACAAAAGUGCCCGUCACAGUAUCAGAGUAUGGCGACAGAUACACCCUCAUAGGCCCUCUAUCUUACAAGACCGCACCCAUGGAAGUCGAAGCGGAGGAGCCCACUGACCCUCACGUCGCGGCUUCGCUCGACGCGAUGCGUGCGCAGGGAGUCAAGGUGCUCUAUGGACGGUGGUUGAUCGAAGGCGCGCCCCGCGUCUUGCUUUUCGAUACUGGUAGCCAGUACCACCGCUUGGACGAGUGGAAGGGUGACUUGUGGAAUCUGGCUGGUAUUCCGACUCCUCCGAAUGAUCACGAAACGAACGAGACGAUUCUCUUUGGAUACCUAGUCGCUUGGUUCCUCGGCGAGUACGUGUCGCGUCAAUACCACAGCGCUGUCAUUGCUCACUUCCACGAAUGGCAAGCUGGCGUCGCAAUUCCCCUGUGCCGAAAGCGCCACAUCGACGUGACCACUGUCUUCACCACCCAUGCUACCCUUCUCGGUCGCUAUCUCUGCGCUGGCUCCGUCGACUUCUACAACAACCUCCAAUAUUUCGACGUCGACCACGAAGCCGGCAAGCGUGGUAUCUACCACCGCUAUUGCAUAGAGCGUUCCUCUGCUCACUGCGCCGACGUAUUCACCACGGUCUCCCACAUUACCGCGUUCGAGUCGGAGCACUUACUCAAGCGCAAACCCGAUGGUGUCCUCCCUAACGGUCUCAACGUCGUAAAGUUCCAGGCUAUGCACGAGUUCCAGAACAUCCAUGCGAAAGCCAAGGAAAAGAUCAACGAAUUCGUUCGGGGCCAUUUUUACGGCCACUUCGACUGGGAUCUGGACAACACCCUCUACCUAUUCACUGCUGGACGAUACGAGUUCAGAAACAAGGGUAUCGAUAUGUUCAUCGAGUCGUUGGCACGAUUGAACUUCCGGUUGCAGAAGUUAGGCUCGAAUAUCACUGUCGUUGCUUUCCUCAUCCACCCUGCCGCCACAAAUUCGUACACCAUCGACUCGCUCAAGGGUCAGGCCGUGACGAAGCAGCUUCAUGAUACCGUCACCGAGAUCCAGAACCGUAUAGGGUCUCGCCUGUUUGACUUGGCGGCCAAGUCCAAUGGCGACUUUUCGAAGUUCCCCAAGACGUCCGACCUUCUCUCGGACGAAGACAAGAUUCUUCUCAAGCGCCGCAUCUUUGCGCUCAAACGGAACAGUCUCCCACCUGUUACGACGCACAACAUGGUGGACGAUGCGAACGACCCGAUCUUGAACCAGAUUCGCCGCGUGAAGCUCUUCAAUGACGCGCAUGACCGGGUCAAGGUCGUUUUCCAUCCCGACUUUUUGAGCUCCAACAACCCCGUUCUCGGUCUCGAUUACGAGGAAUUCGUCCGUGGAUGUCAUCUCGGUGUCUUCCCCAGUUAUUACGAGCCGUGGGGAUACACGCCCGCCGAAUGUACAGUCAUGGGCAUCCCGUCCGUGACGACCAACUUGUCUGGCUUCGGAUGCUUCAUGCAAGACAUGAUCGACCGUCCUGAAGACGAAGGUUGCUACAUCAUCGACCGCCGGAUGCAAUCCGCCGAAGACUCCGUCAACUCCCUCGCCGACUCGCUCUUCUCAUUCUCGCAAAAGACCCGUCGGCAGCGCAUUAACCAGCGCAACCGCGUCGAACGUCUCUCUCCGCUCCUCGACUGGAAGAACCUCGGGAUCGAGUACUCCAAGGCGAGACAGUUGGCGCUCAGGAGGGCGUAUCCGGACGCGUUUGUGGGUCUGACGCCGAAUGGGAUGGGCGUGGAUGGGGAAGAGGAAGAUGAGUUUGAUUUCGAGAAGGGCCCGGAGAGGUUGGCGUUGAGUAUGCCGGGGAGUCCGAGGUUCAAAAUGGGUGGGCUCGCGACCCCGGGAGAUAUGGGAACGCUUACGGAGGAGAUGCAGACUUUGCAUACGAGCGAUUACCGUGGCUAUGCUUGGCCUGGUUCGCAAGAGGAAGACGACGACGCGUAUCCUUUCCCCUUGGUCAUGAAAGUGCGCUCUCGCGCGUCUUCGGUGAUGUCAGGUGCGAGCACGCCGGGAGGAGGUCCUUUCAAGUCCCUCAGCGAGCGCGACUUACAGAAGGCCGACGCCGCGCUGUCGAUGGUGAAUGGAAACGGAAACGGAAACGGAAAUGGGGCCUUCAAUGGAAAGUCGUCUUGAUCUCGCGGUCUGCAGGCGAGUUGUGAAUCACAAUGAGGUAUGGACGAGGCGGGAUAGGUUUUGUUCUCUGUUUUUGUAAGAUAUGGCGAGUGGUCGUUCUUGGUGGUUCUUGCUGUCUCCGAAAUAUGUUGUUUGUUCUCUCUAACUUCCUCAAUAUCACCCAAGUUCCAACUCCCAUCCUCAUAUCCACUUUCCAUCUUCAUUUCCAAAAUCCCCUCCCUAACGAAGAGUAACGACGCGAAAGAAGAUCCUUUCCUCUAGAUAAUUCCAUAUCAUGCUAGUAGGCUUUUCCAACUUUGUGUAUGUUUCCGACGCACGUGUAUGUCGUCUCCUCUUCCGUCGGCGGUGUUAGCUUGAAUUACUUUCAAAUGCUGCGUUGUCGUGGUGAUAGUUCGGCUCUGCUAUGUACCGUUCGACGUUCAGCCCAAGGUUUUCUCUGCAAUUUUGUAUAUAUAAACAAUUAUCUGAGAUCGUUUCGUUAGUGGUGCUUUC